Hydractinia symbiolongicarpus is the source of this 705-nucleotide messenger RNA. Its product is annotated as E3 ubiquitin-protein ligase Mdm2-like. Gene Ontology annotation, molecular function: ubiquitin-protein transferase activity. The transcript has 2 exons. Gene Ontology annotation, biological process: protein ubiquitination; DNA-templated transcription termination. NCBI's taxonomy places the organism in Eukaryota, Metazoa, Cnidaria, Hydrozoa, Anthoathecata, Hydractiniidae. The coding region runs from base 181 to 705 and encodes 174 amino acids. The record is from RefSeq and is a predicted model, not a curated record.
CCUCAAGGUGUUGGUGGGUGGGUACCCAUGGUGGAGCGAUGUCAGUAUCAUAAACCGCGUUUUACCGCCAUGGGGUCGGGUGGUUGUCUUGCGAACGAAGCCCCUCACGAUCCUCGCGACCUCGGUUUACGAUUUAUAAAAAUGGCUUAAAGAUUACAAAAUCGUAUAUCAUAGCCAAGCAUGUCUUCAGGAAUCGUUCUCGAUUUGAUACACAGUAGAGAAUAUAUUGAUGACUUUGAUCUUUUCACGGUCCCUGAUUUAAGAGCCAGAGCGAGGUACCUUGGCCUACGUGGAUACUCGCGGCUCAGAAGGGCUGAGCUUAUCGAAUUACUGUUAUCAACAGUACCCGCAAGAUAUCCCGAUAUGACUUUACCGCUCGUCAUAGGGAUGCUGGAUCUCGAAGUGACCGAAUUUUCUGGACCCGUGAUGAGACCAAAUGUAUCAGUGCCAAGACCGGUACCAGCACCGAUUAGACCAGUACCAGCACGGGUUGAGGUUGAUGAUGAGGACGACGCAGACGAUGACAUUGAUGAAGAUAAUAGAUGUAUCAUUUGUCUUUCUAAACGAAAGACCGCCACCAUUGUUCAUGGUAGAACAGGGCAUUUUUGCUGCUGUUUAUCGUGCGCAAAUAAAUUGGAGAAUAGGGGGGAUAAAUGCCCUAUAUGUCGCGCAUCAAUAGAUCUUGUCAUUAGACAAAAUAUUUGA